AUGCCGUCAGUAGCUGGAAAAGAAACGCAUAAAGAAGCUACACCAACAAUUGAAAAUGCAUUUACUACUGAGGAAGUUGGCGCAAGGAGCGCUCAGGAGACACAUAGUAUCCUGAGAUAUCAUCUAUACUGUAUUGAAAAUUCACAGCCCAUGGAAUAUGCUGAUCCGGGGACAACAUCGCAGACUAAAUGCAAACUUUCUUCCUAUUUGUUUUCAGCAUUUAAGUCUCCGAUUCACCUGAGUAGCAGCUUAUCCAAGAAGGCUAAACAAAUUCUGUUCAAACCCUCGUGCCAAAGGAGAGAAGAGGAAAUAAAGGUUAUCUUCGGCAUUGUGGAUAAGCUAAAAUGUUUCAGUCGUUACACACCACUCAUCAAACGCGAGAUCGCAAAAGUUGUAUAUUUUCAACAGUUUGAGGAUGGAAGAGUGAUCGUCAAACAAGGCCAACCAGGAAGGUCCAUGUAUUUCAUCUUGAGGGGAACUGUAUUUGUUCAAGUGGCAGAGACAGAUAAAAUCACAGGACUCCGCAUGAAACAGAUCGUGGGAGAGAUGUUCGCUGGAGACUCGUUUGGAGAGCUGGCACUGCUACACGACAUAACAAGGGCAGCGACCGUCAUAUGCAAAGGGACGGUUGAGUUCCUGACGAUAGACAAACCAGAUUUUGAUAUGGUUUUAAAAAGGAGUUAUCAGCAGGAAUGGGAGACUAAGAUGUCUUUGUUGACAUCUUCGCCAUGCUUUAAAGAUCGUUCGCCCAAAGAGUUGCAACAAGCGAAUUCUGCAGCUAAACUAGUGGAGUACCCUGCAAAUACGGUGAUUCUUCGAGACGCAGGAAACCCAGGGGAAUGUAUUUACUUUAUAAGAUCUGGUCAAUGUCAGGUGGUGCGAGAAAUGACUCUUGUACGAAGAACGCCUCCGUUAGCAAAAAGAAGGCUCAUUUUACCACCAUUGGAAGCUGAAGGCGAUAACAGCCACAUCUUCAAAAUCAAAAGUUACGAUUACGUUAGAAAGCAUUUCCUCGUUGUUUGCCUCUUUGGUAAAGGGGAUUACUUCGGUGUUGGAGAAGAUUUCACUAAAAUGAGCAUUAUAUCAGUUAAUAAGGUGGAAAUCGUUUUGGUUCCAAGACAUGUAAUGGCUAAACACGAGAAAGGACGUAUAUUAGAGGAGAUGAAGGAUAAACUCAACAAACAACUGCCCUCGAGGAGAGAAGUUUUUCGUAGUUUUGUAGCAGGGGAAAAAUGGCGACAUUACAAGUUGGACAUACGGAAUGAACUGCGGACCAAGAAAUGGCUGUUGAACCCAACAAAAUUACAGGAUGUACCCUAUUCAAUCCAAGAGCAACACUUGUAUUAACAUUUUUUAAAAUUCACUUAAACAAGAAGCGUUUACAAGUUAUAAUCUUAGAUUGAUAAAUCGAAUUAAUCUUUUAAAUAGUAUUUGACAAUACGAGUCAUUUGUGAUAAUUUUCCUCAAUAUGAUUCAAUUUCCAAUACGAUGAAAAUAAAUUUAGUAGAUUAUGUUGA
Molecule: messenger RNA, 1517 nt
Organism: Pocillopora damicornis (cauliflower coral)
Lineage: Eukaryota; Metazoa; Cnidaria; Anthozoa; Scleractinia; Pocilloporidae
Product: rap guanine nucleotide exchange factor 1
Source: RefSeq, a predicted model, not a curated record